AGGAGUGGUGAAAUCGAAGUCAUAGACAGCAUAUCGGCACUCGUUCUCAGGCAUACAUUUGGUGAAGUCGUCGAUUGGUCGUAGUGUGGACCUUUGCUACUCCUGUUAGAAUUUAGCGGGAACAAGAAUUUACCUUCACAGAAAAUACGAGUUGGUCAUUUUUCUUAACAUGGGUUUAUCACUGAUAUUAUGACUAUCCAAAUAAUGUUGAAGCAAACUACUCAUUGAAUCGAUAACAAAAAGAGAAAGCAUAGGAUUGUCUCAUUCAAAAAAUGCAACGACCAAAACAUUAUUUCUAAUAAAUUUUGGUUUACUGGUGAGGCAUAUAGAGUAAGCAACGAACUGAGCCCAACAAAAGCCCAUGUAUCAGUAGAUAAAGGCCUAUAACUGAAACAUGACUACGGCGAAAUCCAACGGGAAACAUCUCUGUUCUUUUUUUCUUUUCUUUUUUCUAUAAAAAGAGAGAAAGAGAGGCCACUGGCCUUUAUAUUCCAGGUGAUGCUUUUCUUAUUUUCCCCUUAAAAAAAUAAUUGAAUUGAUUUGUGUGUAAAAUUGUGGCCGCUAGAUUCUCUGCUGGCUACUGCCUUCUCCAACCAUAAUAUUAUUAUUCAUCGACUUUCUCGGUAUAUUAUUUGACUGGAUUCUGUUUACAUGCCUCACUGUCACUAUCCGGUUGAAUCACCAGAAUGGGUAGCGACUCGACAAGGCAUUACCGUUGUUGUUGACGAAGAAGAGACAAUUCCUUAUGGGAGGUCAAGGCUCUAAGAUUGCUACAUGUUGCAGGAAUUCGUCAUCACACAAAUUUGCUCUUCUUGAAGCUCCACAUGUUGAUAACGAAGAGAAUAGUGAGGUAACAGAUGUGCUGCCUUUUCGUGAAUACACACUAGAACAGCUUAAGAUCGCCACCUCUGGUUUCGCUUUGGACAAUGUUGUAUCUGAAGACGGAGCAACAGCUCCAAAUGUUGUCUAUAAAGGAAAACUGGAGAAUCAUCAGAAGAUUGCUAUCAAGCGCUUUUCUCGAAUGGCCUGGCCUGAUCCAUCCCAAUUCCUGGAAGAAGCAAGAUUGGUUGGUCAGUUACGCAGCAAAAGAAUGGCCAAUUUACUUGGUUGUUGCUGUGAAGGCGGCGAGAGACUACUUGUGGCUGAGUUUAUGCCUAAUCAGACGCUAGCCAGACAUAUUUUCCACUGGGAAACACAACCGACGAGAUGGGCUAUGCGACUACGGGUUGUUUUAUACCUUUCAGAAGCUCUUGAAUAUUCUAUUAACAAAGGACGCACUCUGUAUCAUGAUCUCAAUGCUUACAGAGUUUUAUUUGAUGAGGAAUGCAAUCCAAGACUUUCAACAUUUGGAUUAAUGAAGAACAGUCGGGAUGGGAAAAGUUACACCACAAACCCUGCUUUUACCCCUCCCGAGUACCUAGGAACUGGGAGAAUUACAGCGGAGUGUGUGAUUUACAGCUUUGGCACUCUUCUGCUUGAUCUUCUCACUGGAAAGCAUAUUCCCCCUAGCCAUGCACUUGAUUUGAUUCGAGACGGAAAUCUUGAGCGUCUAACCGAUUCCUGCUUGGAGGGACAAUUUUCUGACACUGAUGUCACCGAGCUAGUACGCCUGGCAUCUCGUUGUCUCCAGUAUGAUGCUCGUGAGCGACCAAACAUAAAAUCUUUGGUCCCUGCACUGAUAUCUCUCCAGAAAGACACAGAUGUUCCGUCACAUGUUCUAAUGGGUCUGCCUCAGAGUGGUACUUUUGUGUCACCUCUGUCUCCUUUAGGCGAGGCUUGUUUGAGAAAAGACCUGAACGCUAUGCUUGAGAUGUUGGAUAAAAUUGGAUACAAAGAUGAUGAAGACCUUUCGUUUCUAUGGACGGAGCAGAUGCAAGAGGCCGUAGACUGGAAGAAAAAAGGCGAUAUUGCGUUUAGACGGAAAGACUUUAGUGAAGCCAUUGACUGUUACACGCAGUUUCUUGAUUUGGGAAUGAUCUCUGCAACAGUCUUCGUGCGGCGAAGUCUAUGUUACUUAAUGAGUAAGAUGGGGAAAGAAGCCUUAGAUGAUGCAAUGAAGGCUCAAGGCAUUUCACCAGUGUGGUACGUUGCAUUGUAUCUCCAGUCUGCUGCUCUUGCUGUCCUUGGAAUGGAGAAGGAAUCCCAUAUCGCACUUAUUGAAGGGUCCAACCUUGAAGCCAGAAAGAUUUCAGCUUCCACACAGAACUAAAGACUUGUUUUUUUUUUUUUUUGGGGUUUUGGUAUAAGA
Molecule: messenger RNA, 2248 nt
Organism: Eutrema salsugineum
Lineage: Eukaryota; Viridiplantae; Streptophyta; Magnoliopsida; Brassicales; Brassicaceae
Product: probable serine/threonine-protein kinase BSK3
Biological process (GO): brassinosteroid mediated signaling pathway; protein phosphorylation
Molecular function (GO): protein kinase activity; ATP binding; protein binding
Source: RefSeq, a predicted model, not a curated record